Messenger RNA from Apodemus sylvaticus (European woodmouse), 6467 nucleotides. RefSeq names its product erythrocyte membrane protein band 4.1 like 4B (gene Epb41l4b). The coding region runs from base 37 to 2730 and encodes 897 amino acids. Gene Ontology annotation, molecular function: cytoskeletal protein binding. The transcript has 26 exons. The record is from RefSeq and is a predicted model, not a curated record. NCBI's taxonomy places the organism in Eukaryota, Metazoa, Chordata, Mammalia, Rodentia, Muridae. Gene Ontology annotation, cellular component: cytoskeleton.
CGCAGGGGGCGGAGGCAGGGGGCGCCCCCGGCCAGGAUGCUGCGGUUCCUGCGCCGGACCUUUGGCCGCCGCUCCAUGCAGCGCUACGCGCGGGGCGCGGCGGGGCGCGGGGCCGCCGGGCUGGGGGACGAGCGCGACGGGGGGCCGCGAGGGGGCCCGGCCGCCGCCGCCAGCUCCUCGGUGCUGCCCGCCGCGCCCGGGGGCAGCGUGUUCCCGGCCGGCGGCGGGCCCCUGCUCACGGGCGGCGCGGCUGUGCACAUCUCCGCCUCAGGAGCUGCCAAGGCCACCCUUUACUGCCGUGUCUUCCUGCUCGACGGAACCGAAGUGAGCGUGGACCUGCCGAAACAUGCCAAAGGCCAGGAUUUGUUCGACCAGAUUGUGUACCACUUGGACCUGGUGGAAACAGAUUAUUUUGGUCUGCAGUUCCUCGACUCUGCCCAGGUCACGCACUGGCUGGAUCACUCGAAACCCAUAAAGAAACAGAUGAAAGUUGGACCUGCCUAUGCUUUGCACUUUCGAGUCAAAUACUAUUCUUCAGAACCAAACAACCUUCGAGAGGAAUUUACAAGGUACCUGUUUGUUUUGCAACUCAGGCAUGACAUUCUUUCUGGAAAACUGAAGUGCCCCUAUGAAACGGCCGUGGAACUAGCCGCCCUCUGUCUGCAAGCGGAGCUAGGAGAGUGUGAACUCCCGGAGCACACACCAGAGCUUGUGUCUGAGUUCCGGUUCAUCCCAAAUCAGACAGAAGCCAUGGAGUUCGAUAUCUUCCAGAGAUGGAAAGAGUACAGGGGAAAGAGCCCUGCCCAGGCGGAACUCUCCUAUCUGAACAAAGCGAAGUGGCUGGAGAUGUAUGGGGUGGACAUGCAUGUUGUCAGGGGAAGAGAUGGCUGUGAAUAUUCUCUUGGACUGACCCCGACAGGCAUAUUAAUCUUUGAAGGAGCUAACAAAAUAGGCUUAUUCUUUUGGCCUAAGAUCACUAAAAUGGACUUUAAAAAGAGCAAACUGACCCUCGUAGUGGUGGAGGAUGAUGACCAGGGGCGAGAGCAAGAGCACACCUUCGUGUUCAGGCUGGACAGUGCACGCACCUGCAAGCACUUGUGGAAGUGUGCCGUGGAGCACCAUGCCUUCUUCCGUCUGCGCACACCCAGCAACAACAAGUCCGCCAGAUCGGACUUCAUCCGGCUGGGUUCCCGCUUCCGGUUCAGUGGACGGACGGAAUAUCAAGCUACGCACGGCUCCAGAUUGCGAAGAACCAGCACCUUUGAGAGGAAGCCUAGCAAACGUUACCCAUCCCGGCGACAUUCCACAUUCAAAGCGAGCAACCCAGUGAUUGCGGCUCAGCUCUGCUCUAAAACAAAUCCUGAAGUCCAUAAUUACCAGCCUCAGUACCAUCCUGACGUCCACCCCAGCCAGCCCCGGUGGCCUCCUCACUCUCCAAAUGUCAGCUACCCGCUCCCGUCCCCAGCGCUCAGCCCCACAGAAAGGCUGCCUUUCGGCCUCGAGGAGAACGGGGGCACACCAUUUGCUCCCAAAGCUUCGGGGAGGCAUCACCACCAGCACCAGCACCAGCACCAGCACCACUCCAACUACGGCCUUUCGCUGACCCUGGAGAAUAAGGAGGCGCCACUGAGGUCCCCGAACUCUAGCAAGGCCCUCACCAAACUGAGUCCAGGGCCUGCCCUGUACAGCGAAGCAGCCGCCCAUCUGAAGAAGCUGGAGCUGGAGACAGUGAAGGCUGCGGGACCCUGGCCUGCCCUGCAUAUCAACAUAAACAAGGCCGAGGAAAAGAAAGUUUCAGAGAAGACCCUUCAGACCCCGCUCCUGCCUUCGCCGGUGGCAGAUCACGUGAAGUGCAACAUUUUGAAAGCACAGCUGGAGAACGCCUCGCGUGUGAAUGCCCAGAUUGGAAAAGAGGAGCCCCCGUUUGUAAAUAUCAAUAAGAAAUCGAGUCUCCAGGACACCAAUGUCAGAAGCCCCAUUCCUAUCCGUGUGGAAACAGCCCAGCCAGCCGUGGAGAAGCCGGAAAUCAAGCCUCCCAGAGUGAGGAGGUUAACCAGGCAGUAUAGUUUUGAUGAAGAUGACCUCCCUCCAGACCUUGCUGAGGCAGUGGGAGUCACCACAGCCACAACCACAACCACCACGAUGUCUGCCACUCAAGUUUCGGUGUCGCUGGUGUCCCCCAAAAUCCAGAAAGUCAGCUCGCCUCAGAAGUCAGAAGUCAAGAGCCCACUGUCGCCGGGGGCCAAGAGUCCCUCUGACCACGGAGGCACCUUUACCCUGGGGCCGGGCGACUUGCUGAUGGACUUUACAGAAGUCACUCCUCUGGCAGAGCCCGCCAGCAGCCCCCACUGUGCAUUCUCUCGAUGCUCUCCUCCACUCUCUCUCCCCAUGAAGGAAGAGACCACUGGAGUUUGCAUGUACCCUCCAAUCAAAACGAGGCUGAUAAAAACGUUCCCUGCAGAACCAGUGAUGAAUCCGUUUCCUGAUCCCUUUACCACAGGACCACAGUUCACUGCAGACUUUAGAGAGAACAAAUUACAGUGCUAUCCUGGCCAGUCUUCCCCCUUGAUUCCAACAGCAACUCUGCGGCCACUGACAGAGACUGUGGCCACAGUACAGACCAUCUACACCUCCCGGAAGCCCGUCUCUCUGGCAGCCAGUGCGGAGACGCUCCGGCAGGAACUGGAAAGAGAGAAGAUGAUGAAAAGAUUGCUGAUGACCGAACUGUGACACUCCACCCUUGCUGCCUGGAGAUGGCAUGGUGCCUUCGUCCACUUCCUUUCCUCGGGCUCGGUGGUGUGCUCACUGCGGCACGACAUACAGAUGUGUGCUCCGUUCGCCCAGGUCUCCAGGGUUAGCGGAAGCCAGCUUCCGGCUUGACUUCGUUGGAAAAGUUAUUUUACGUCUCCUGAGCAUGAGAGGUUUUUCUACUGCUCAAUGCAGUGGAGACAGGGUUUGGUAGGAAGUUUCCAGAAGAAAGGGGAUUUCUAUUCAGAGGUACCUGUGUGUAUCUGUUAGUAACCCCAGGGGCUGAUGCAGCACAGAAUCUUAUGCAUACACUCUCAACGAUACGACUUUUUUUAGGAUUGACAUUUGCACCAAGCUUUGGCUGUUUGUUAAAUGGGUCAUUUUAUGAGAGAAUAAUUCUUUACUGCUGGUUUUCCAUUUACACUGAAUAAUACACAGAUCUUAUAAAGUUAUUUAUUUUUAUUCAGACAUGAAUAGAUGAAUGGGGAAAAGUUACAUCUUAUACAACUAAAGAUACUUCAUCUUAACCUGAAAUACAAUUGAAUGUGUGACCUUGUUGGAUACAAAACAACUUGGGAUAAAUGGAAUUUAUCUUUGAUGCCCAUAUAGGAAAUUCUAACUUACAUUGUCUAAAAAAAUCUUCACAGGGUCAAGAUGAUUCAGUAUCAGGAAGAUUCAUUUGGCUUUCCAUAAAGACAAAUUAGUUCUAAAUUCCAUCCACUCUAACCAUGUUGAUAGGAUCUGACCCAGAAGAAACUUAACUCCCUUUUUAUAUAAUUUCAAGAAAUGUGUUUUUAAAUUUUUAUUAUGCACUUGAAUAACUUUGCAGGACUUAAGGAGCCCCUAUCCGCAGCUAGCUCUCAAGUUCUUCCUGCUUCACUGAUACGCUGUUUUUACAUAGCUGUGCUCAGCACUGACAUUCCUUUUGUUAUAUUUCUUUACCUAACACAUCUCCUUACGAGUCAGAUACUUUCACUAACUUAAACGUCUUUAUAUUCACAUGACGCAGUUAACCUCACUUCUACCCAUUAAUAGAUAUUUGAGUUAUAUGCAAAUUUUCACACUUAUAAAUAGUGCUGCUAUGAAUGUCUUUGUAAAAAAAUAUAUAAAUAAAUAAAUAUAUAUAUAAAAUCCUUCUCUUGGAUUAUUCCCUCCGGAAUAUCUCCAAAGAGGGAUUACAAAAUCAGAGAGCAUGAAGUAUUUUAUAGCUCUUGUUUUAUAUUGCCAGAUUGCUUUCUAGAAAGAUCCAAUCUUUGGAUUGGAAGGACCUUAAAGGUCAUCUCAUUUAAACUUCCCCUCCUCUGAAUGCUUGAAUCCCCUCAACAAUUUAUAAUGCCACCAGCAAUGUAUAAGCAUUUCUAUUUACCAAUAGCUCUGCCAGUUCUGAGUUUUGCUAUUCUAAUUUAUUUUUUGCUAGUUUAAUAGAUGUGUAUAGCUAUUCUUGAGAAGCUGUCUUAUUUGAUGAACUGCUAGCAAGGCUGAACACUUUUCUGUGUGAUGAGUUACGUACGAGCUGUGUUUUUCUUGUAUGUAAACUGUCCACAUCCAUUUCUUAUGACUGCUUGUUCAAUAGAACUGAUCUCGUACCUUUGUAUCAGAACUGUAUUUUUAUGUUGUAUUGAAGUUUGCCCUCUCCCUACCCCUACAAAUGAAUGGUGCCAAUAAUUUGAUACUAAUGACUAUAAAAAUUGCCUCACUGACUAGCGUUGAUGCAAAUGAGGUAUGUAAACAGGUAUUCAGAUAACCAAGGAGUAACCCUUUAAGAACUGACUCUUCACAAAUUAAUAUUUUUUGAUCGAAUUCUUUAUAGGAUGAAUGGCACAUUUAUUUCCCUGCCUUAGUGCACAGAGUGUCCUGGAAGGUCUUCAGCCCUUUCCUGAUGAAUCCUGGUUGUCGGUACACAUAUCAGACCCUCCUGGACCUUGGUAUGGUACCAAAAAAAAUUGUCAGGAGGAGCUAUUGACAUGUGCAGGGCUUGCUGUGACCUUAUAUAGGCCAUGACCCCGCCUCAUCAAUAGCUCUUUAUAGUUGUCCUGCUGUUUCCGUGGAGCUGUCUGGGGAAAGUGUAGGGACGGGUAGGUGCUUUGCACCCACAUAGCCCCUAGAUGUACUAGCAAAAUGGCUUUGGCUGUCCUCUAUCAUGUGCACGUGACACAGACUAUGUUCUUGUAGAACAUGGGGUUGUCACCUCCUGCCUACCUGGCAGCUGCUGCUUCCUCACUGAGCUGCUCUCUGCAGUGUGCGCUCCUCCCCCUGCUCUCUGAUGGAAACCUCCAGAACACAGCAGGUUUCCGAGGCGUUCAGGACACACGUGUAUCCCACGUGUAUGACUUGCUUUGUUUCUGAGCAAGGGUGCAUGGAGGGUUGGGCUGCUGCUUUCAGGAGGCUUACAAGCUCCUACAUUGUCCCCCACCUCUCCCUUGGGCUCACAAGAGUCUCAAGGAGGGGACAUCACUGCAAGCCUGAGCAGAAACACGCUGAUUGCUAUUGUAUGUGAAAACCCAGUACCACUGGCAGUUCACCCCAACCAAUGAAGUCCAGAGAAGUAUAUUGCUGCAGUGGCACCACCUUUUGCCUACUUAAAUGUAUGGUGGGUGCUUGGCAUUGGGACUUGAGGUGGUAAGGCUGCCCUGGGCGAACUCACAAUGACUGAAAGGAGUUGUGCAAUUCUUACCUUCUUUGUCUACUUUAGACCCAAGCAACAGCUCUAGAAGGCAACACAACACCCACUGUGGAUUCCAGAGGAGAGGAGAGAGUCCGCUAACAUAAUCACUACAGAGCUGGACUCCAGACUGUGGUCUCAGAUUCCUAGUUGGGAAGUCAUAGUGUGUUACUGCAGAGGUCUGGUACUCCUCAACCCAUAGAGUUGACAGCUUAGGGACCGCACAGAUCUUUAGGUGUGAAGAGGGAAGUGUUUAGCAUUCAGAAAUUCCCACCAGGGUUCAUCUGGAAUUUUAUUUCCCAAAGAGCACAGGAAGAUCCUGAUAUCGUUGUUAUCCUUCACCAUUUCAGAGAUCACAGACCUUUAAAGUCUUUGAAUAAAAUCUGCCAUUUUAAUGAUUUUAAAGUGUACACCUCAGUGUCCUUCAACAUAUCCAUGACGCUGGGCAAACACAAUCUGACUUAUGACUCUGCCCCUCCCCCCAGCAGCUACCAACCACCCCCCACCUGGCCUGUAGGUUUCUGAUUAUGAAUUUGCUUAUCCUGGACGCAUCAUAUAUCUGGAAUCAUAUAGUCUGUGGGCUUCUGUGAUAAGCUUCACUCAUUUAACCAUGUUUUCAAGGUUCGGCUAUGUCAUAGUAUGUAUCAGAACGUCAUUCUGUCUCUGUGACUGAAUAAUGGAGAAAAGGCUACCAUGUUUUGUUUAUCUAUUUAUUCAGUUGGCAGAUAUUUGGGUUGCUCCAGUUUGGGGGCUAUUAUGAGCGAUGAUUUUUACGAACGUUCAUGCACACGUGUUUUUUCGUGUGAACAUAUGUCUUGGGUUCUUUUGGAAUUGCCAAAUCAUACAGCAACCCUAUGUUUAACUUUCUGAGGGACUUCCAAGAUCACAGCUUUUAUAUCUCAUGAAAUUCAAAGUGAAAAAUGGCACGCACCAGGUGGUCAGGGGCAGGGCACAUCUGUUCCUGGUUGGAUACUGAAUGGUAGCACCAAUCUGGGGAUGUUUUAUAACAGAAACAAAAGGGGUCCUUUUGAGAAAUUAUUUUGAUGAGAAAGAAAUA